Molecule: messenger RNA, 3757 nt
Organism: Schistocerca americana (American grasshopper)
Lineage: Eukaryota; Metazoa; Arthropoda; Insecta; Orthoptera; Acrididae
Exons: 3
Coding region: 35-547 (170 amino acids)
Source: RefSeq, a predicted model, not a curated record
UGACCGUCGGCUGUGGCAGCGUUACGUACUGCUGAUGGCGCGUGCGGCUCUGCUGUGUCUGCUGCUGGUUGCGGUUUCGCUGCCCUCCUCACAAGGACUCAUCUGUUACUCGUGCGUGUACUCCGCGGGAGACAAAAGCAAGGCUUGUGUGGACAGCCCAGACAUGGUCACGUCGGGCAGUCCCAAGGUCACCUGCAAGACCGAGCAGAAGUACUGCACCAUCCAGCGGCAGGAGAUCCGCUCCACUGGUGAAGUGAACUCGUUCUUCCGCGGCUGCGCGGAGGAGCCCAGCUUGAAGGACACUGUAGUAGAGGACGACUCGUUCAAGACGUACUUCCGCUCCUGCCAGACCAACCUGUGCAACGCCGGGGACGGCCUCAGCUCACUCGGCGGCGGCGGCGCUAUUCGCGACCCAGGUGCGCAGGGCUCGCUCAUCGUGCCCGGCAUAGGUAGCGGCGCAGGCGCAGUCGCGCCGGCCUACGGCCGCUGGGUGGCGUUGCUGGCGGCGGUAAUGGCGGCGGUCGCCGGCCGGGCACUCGCCGCCUAGCCAGAGGGGCCGGAAGUCGGUCUUGCCGCCCAGCGCGGGCAGCUGUAGCAGCGCCACGAAGCGAGCCCUGGCGGCGGCUGCGGCUGGACACCACCUCGCCGACUAGCGAGAGUAGGGACAUGCGGUGUUGCCAGAUCAUGGACGCUGAGUUCGAUUUCAUCGUCGAUAUCGAAACAUCGAUAGCUAAUAAUAAACUCUGUGCUUUUAACAUCAAUGUAAAAUGACGAACAUACAGAAUGGCGUAAAGAGCAACAUGACAACACGUGUAAUAUUAUAUUCAUUAAUCUACAAAUACAGCAAAAAUUAACGUUACAUAUCCCACAAGUCAUUGUCUACAGACUGUAAUGCUUUUUUGUUACCUGUUUGUUAUACCAGUGACGAUCGUGGUGCAAACUGAUUCUUACUGCUGAUUCUAUAUUUAACGUACCACAGAAUUCUCCCCCUUUAUUGUAGUGAACUUCGCAAAAAAGAAAGUGUUAUAAAAUUGAAAGGUAAUAAAGUAUUAACAACCGCUGACAUUGCUCAGAUGCAAAUACGACUUUUGUACACCAGUGUCAUCACUUUGUAAUCAUCAUUAACGUUGACAUAGCCUGUGUAAAAAUAAAAGAGUUUCAAAGUAACAAACGGAAAAAGUAAAAUUAUUCCAGAACUAAUAAAAAGAAACACCUGAAGAACCUUAAUUGUGAAUAUGUUGUUUUCUUUAAUAUAAGUAGUUACAUUUGCGAAGCUCAAAUGUAAUCCUACAUUAUUAACGGAAAAUUCAGUUGCAUAAUUAGACGUAUUAUUUUUAGCAAUUUAAAAAAUCGAAAAAUAUGGUGGGCACUCUAGUUGCCACCAUGGAAUCAUGAACUGAAUGGAUGAAAGACAUUAUUCCACACUUAUUUACAUCAGUAGUCCAUAUUCCUGCCUUUUUUCCUUCGAAAAUGUUGAAAUACAGCUCCCCAAUGACACACCCCACGGUCGAAAAGGCGUUGCACUGGAGUUGUUAAGGGACAUGUUCAGAAAAAAAUUCGUUUAAAUGUUGAAAAAGUUAAGUCUUAGUGGCAGUAUCGAAGGUCGAUUUUUUUCUCUUUGAUGUCAAUGUUAUGUUCUUUCAAAGACUUCAUUAUCGAUGCUGAAACUAAUUUGCAAACACCCGUCAUCGAUAUUUUGUAAAUAAUGAUGAUCAUCUAACGUACCUAACCCAGACUGAUGUGCACACGGUGAUGGGGCACUGACCACUAGCGGGAGAAAUGGCGAUGGUACAGAAGGGUGAAGCAUUCAUCAGUGGCUGUUGACCAUUACUGUCUUGCAUUUUUUUCUUUAGUUCCAUGCCUUUAUCAUUUCCUCCCUGACACUGUCCAUUAGUUGCUGUCUUGUUCUUCCUCUCCUUAUCAUUGUUCGCCUUGAAAGUACAUGUAAUGUUCCACUCAUUAUUGCUAAAAUUUUAUCAUUACUAUUUUUGUAUUGCACUCAUAAUUUUUCUUUCAGUUUCUUCUUGCAUCUAUACUCUAAUUUAUAAAGCAUUAUUAGGCGUCCAGAUGCAUAUACUUCAUUUACUUUGUACAAGUAAGAAUCAGAAUUUCAAUUUAACCAUAUUACAUAUUCAGUUUACUCGGCUGUUUUUUAUAAUUUAAAAAUUCUUGUACUGCAUAAAGGUACUGUUCCAUCAGAAAUGACUUAAGGUUAUAUUUAAAUGUACGUUUAUUUCGCUGCAAUUUUAACUCACUAAUUGGGCUGUUGAAUCCUUUAACAGUUUCUGUGAAACACUUGCAUGAUGCAAUAGUGUUCUACACUGAGACAUGUGUAUUACUGAUGUUUCUUGACCGAGCAAGGUGGCACGGUGGUUAGCACACUUGACUUGCAUUCAGGAGGACGACAGUUCAAUCCCAUGUCAGGCCAUCCUGAGUUAGGUUUUCCAUGAUUUCCCUAAAUCGCUUCAGGCAAAUGGCAGAAUGGUUCCUUUGACAGGGCAUGGACGACUUCUUUCCCCACCCUUCCCUAAUCUGAUGAGACCGAUGACCUCGCUAUUUGGUCUUUCCCCCAAGUCAAUCCCCCUUCCCCCAACUGUCUGAUGUUUCUUGCACUGUGGCCAUGGACAUGUUUAUUUUGUUGUAGAUAUCCAGUACUGUCUAAAGGAUACUUUUUUGCAAAUAGGUUCUGUUCAUAUAUCAUUAUUUUCAAGUAUAUGAAAUGUGGUAUACAUGUUUCCAGUCUCUUUAGGUCAGAGAUAGCCCAGACUGCUCUUUUCGCAUCCUAAAGAUUUUUAUGCUGGUGGUUGAAUUUCCCCAGGAGAUAACCCCAUAUUGGGGUAAUAAACUGAAAUAUGUGUUAUAUGACAGAGUGACUAUUGUUUUGCUUGCACUUUUGCUUAACACAAAAAGAGCCUACCAAGCUUUUAAAACCUUUUUUCCAAGUUCUUUCACAUGGCAAUUCAACUUUAAAUUGUACCCUUAUCACUAGAACGUUUGUUUCAGCAAAUGAUUUCAGUAAUCUGUUGUCAAGAUAUGGUGUUGUAUCAAAUUCUUGUACAAGUGGAGAUGAGUGGAAAUGCAUAAGUACAAUUUCUUAUUUAUUAUUAUUUUAUUUUUUUGAAACCAACUAGUAACUACGGACAUUGAGGUAUCUGUUGCUACUUUCAUAGAGAUUUUGUCAGCAAUUGUUAUUAAAAUGCUGGUGUCAUUAGCAAAAAGCCAUUUAAGUGAUUGAUGUAAAGGAGGAACAAUAGAGGUUCUAAGACAGAGCCUUAUGGCACUCCAUACAUUAUUGGUGAUUUAUUGGAUAAAUGUGUUGUUACUGUAAUAACAUUUUCUUUAAUGUCAUCAAGCUUUAAAAUCACCAGUUGCUGUCUGUCUUCUAGGUACAAUAUUAUCCACUUAUUUAGGAUCCCUCUAACAACUUUUAAGCUAAUUUGUGGAUAAGAUUCAUUGUGGUUUACUCUCUAUAGAGCACAAUCUUUCUUUGAUAUUUCUAAAGAUACAUUUCUCACUUCUGUAUUUCAAUGUAGCCAAUUAAACAGAUUGUACUGACAUAUGCCCUUACUAAUUUCAUUUUACUUGUCACCUGUUUGCAAUGUGUAUGCAUUGGCUAAUAUAUCUUUCUGUCACUUUGUGCUGAUUCCUGUAAUUUCAAAGUAAAUAUGUAACAUAAUUGAUAUUAUAUUAGUUUCUAGUCGAAACUGUCGACAGAUGUGGUUUGCCUGAAUUAAAUAAAAAUAACUUUUAAAUUCAA